Papilio polytes (common Mormon) is the source of this 608-nucleotide messenger RNA. RefSeq lists its product as uncharacterized. Bases 41 to 565 code for a protein of 174 amino acids. The transcript has 3 exons. The record is from RefSeq and is a predicted model, not a curated record. NCBI's taxonomy places the organism in Eukaryota, Metazoa, Arthropoda, Insecta, Lepidoptera, Papilionidae.
UUUAAUUUUAUUUCUACUAUUACUAGUCAACUGUUAUCCGAUGAGCAGAGACAAUUUAAUUAAUAAAAUUAGUAUAAAGGAAGAGAAACACUUUCCCAACGGCACUGUUACUGGCCAUUAUAAGUACGUAGAUAAGGAAGGAGUUCCUGUGCACGUAAGGUAUUACGCAGACGAUGCGGGAUAUGGCGUUGAAUUGAAAAGUAUGAAAGUCUACGAUACAAACAAUGAUCAAGACAACACACAUUUAGAAAAGCAACAAAAACUAGAUAGUCUGUGGCCUCCUCUGGAUUCUUCAACUGACUUCUCACAAGAUUAUCCAAACACUGUAAACAACCCUACGAAUACAACCAAAAACAAGUUCCUAUCACUUAAUGAUUUAGCUAAAGGUAAUAAGGCUCUUUAUCCAAAGAAGGCGUACAAAAACUCACCGGAUUAUGAAAUAUAUUUGCAAAAUGAAGUACACGCACCGAAAUGUGGUCAGAAUAAAGUGAGGAUUUACAUUGACAAGGGCAAACGAAAAUCUCGUGAAGCAUCUAAUGUGGCUACUUAUAAGUAUUUCGAUUAAUUCUAUUAUUACUAUUCUAUUUUCAAAUAAAAUAAAAUUAAAA